AUGUCACACGUUCAACUAGCAGUCGGCGAGGUCGUGGAUGCCACAAACUGGAAGGUGGAUUUGCCGGAGUCCAUUCUGGAGUCUUUAUCUUCCGAAUCCGAGUUGGAAUAUCCGUUGAUUUUCGCCUUGACGAGCCAGACCACGAAAACCCAUGUGGGUGUCCGGCAGUUUUCUGCGCCUGAAUCGACAAUCACAAUUACAACGCCCAUUGCUCAGGCGCUAGGGCUGUCAAUUGGAGACAUUGUAAAACUGAAACACACCUCUUUACCCAAGGGAUCAGCCGUUAAGCUAAAAACAGAAACAGCUCUGGACUGGAAGCCUUUGCUUGAAAGAUGGCUGCCGACUAACUGUACAGCAUUAACUGUCGGCGACACUCUUAUGGUGAGUUACCUAGGCCAACUGCAUAAAGCGGUUGUUGAAGAACUCGAGCCAGAGAACGCCGUAUGUAUUAUUGAUACCGAUCUGGACCUCGAAAUCGUUGGAGGAAACCAGCAGUUUGAUACAUUGACGGGAUUCGAGUACGAUAUGCCUAUUGCUCUUUCAGAGGUUCCCUUAACCAAAGAAACGCCAGACUACCUCUUUGUCGAGGCCACUAAUGGCGUUUUGUACGUGGGACCCGAACUGGCAACGUCUCGAGAGUCUUUCACGUACAGAAUAACCGGAACUCGAGAGCUCACUGCAUCAGAUCUCAAGAAGCUAGGACCUUCUUUCAGCGUAUGCGGCUACGGCAUGGCUACGCUUACCUUGGCUGCUCCGGCUGUUGAGUCGCAAGAAGGCUCAAAAUUGUGUCCCGUGUGUUCCAAAUGGGUACCUGAACAGUCGUUUAUUCUGCACACAUCUUUCUGCCAGCGGAACAGUAUCAAAUGUGAAUGCGGGCAAGUUUUUAGCCGCCAAAUUCCCUCCGACCACUGGCAUUGUCCAGUUUGUUCCGCCAACGGUGUUGGGUUUGAGGAAGCCCACUUGAAAGAACAUGAACCGAGCACCUGUAGCUGUGGGUUUGAAGACACUUUUCUCAAUGUCGCUUAUCACCGGGCUUCAGACUGCCCCGAACGCAUCAUUCUUUGCCGAUUUUGCCAUCUUAGUGUUGCACAGGAAAUUGCAAGCGCUGCAGACAAAGUUCUAGGUAUUACUGGGCACGAGUCUCACUGUGGAAACCGCACUGCCGAUUGUCAUAUUUGUGGCAGGCCAGUGCGGCUGCGCAACAUGGAGGCCCAUAUGCAGCAACAUGAUGUUCAGCGCAGAUCCAGAGGAACUCCGGUUACCUGCAAAAACCAGAACUGCGUGGCCAUUGUCAAAGACGAGAGCAAUGCUUUGGGGCUGUGCUCCAAGUGUUUUGGCCCGCUGUUCUCCCUUGACAACGAUCCGGACGGAUCCAGGCUCAGGGCUCGCAUGGAACGAAAAUACGUUCUGCAAUUAUCCACUGGCUGUGGCAAGUCCUGGUGCACCAACCAGUACUGCCGCACCGGCACGGGCAUUCAGCGCAGCUUCAAGGAUGUCUUACCUAUCGUCAAAGAACUGCUCCUCAUGAACGCGUUUUACUUUUGUGUAGACCAGAUCAUGGCGAAAAAGGCUAUGUUUGUAUACGAAGACGGCGUUUACGACAGGGCCUGGAGAAGUAUGGCCAUCACCCAAUGUUCGAAUGAAACAGAGGCCGAAGAGUGGUUACAAACCCACGCUCCGAAACUUGGCGAAGCUGUGUAA
Molecule: messenger RNA, 1701 nt
Organism: Wickerhamiella sorbophila
Lineage: Eukaryota; Fungi; Ascomycota; Dipodascomycetes; Dipodascales; Trichomonascaceae
Product: Ubiquitin fusion degradation protein 1
Exons: 1
Coding region: 1-1701 (566 amino acids)
Cellular component (GO): VCP-NPL4-UFD1 AAA ATPase complex
Molecular function (GO): polyubiquitin modification-dependent protein binding
Source: RefSeq, a predicted model, not a curated record